Chrysoperla carnea is the source of this 3494-nucleotide messenger RNA. RefSeq lists its product as uncharacterized. NCBI's taxonomy places the organism in Eukaryota, Metazoa, Arthropoda, Insecta, Neuroptera, Chrysopidae. Gene Ontology annotation, molecular function: protein binding. The transcript has 7 exons. Bases 9 to 3494 code for a protein of 1161 amino acids. The record is from RefSeq and is a predicted model, not a curated record.
CCGACUCUAUGCAUACAAUAGCCGAAACACGGAGGGAUUUGUCAUCACAGAUUGACAAUUUUCCUCCGAAUUUAUUAAAUAAUUUAAAUGCGUCUGCACAGAAUCGUGGUGGAGGGGAUGGUGCCACAACAUUAAAUACUGGACAAACAAUGAUUCCUUUUGUUGGACAACAACCUAUCAAUUUACCAUCAUGCCGAAAUACAUCCAAUUAUUUUCAUGCUGAACGAAAUGAUUCUGUUCGUCAUUUAUGGAGACAGCAAACACAUUCUUGUAUAAGUCAAAGUACAAAUUCUGCUAGUGGAGGAAAUCAAUUGUUACCUACAACUUCUUCGCCGCAACAGUCGCAAGCACAACAUCAGCAACAACAUUGUGGAGUUGUAAAUCAUUUUGGAAGUUUGGAACAAAGUCAACAACUUUAUAGAAAUCUCUCAGAAACGAAUGCUGCUUAUAAUAGACAAACCCAAUUUUUAAAUAAUGCAUUGCAUAUUGAACAAAAUCGUCGAAAUUACUUAGCAAAUACUAUACAUAAUAAUUUGUUGCAACAAGAGCCAGCGACAAUGGAUCGAACACUUUUUUUAAAUUUCACAUCAAACAACAUAUCACAAUAUCCAAAUCAAAUUGGAGGGAAUGCAAAUAAUUCAAUAGCGCCCUAUCCAACUGUUCCACAACAGUACAAUUACCAAAAUAUUUCGCCGCCAGUUCACAAUAAUAUCAAUAACACAUCAACACAGCAACAAUCGAACCUAAUACCACCUUCAAAUUAUCCAAUUCAUUCACCUUUACCAUCUCCACAAUUAGUAUUUGGUCCACCGCCAAGAGAAAAUCGUCGACCAAAUAUCAAUCAACUUGAUGAAUCAUUAAAUCGAACAAUUGCAGCAGCAUUCCCUGAUGCAUUCAAUACGACACCAAAUCCAACAUACUUUCAUGAAACGUCACAAAGUAUACCAAUUAAUUCUUUGUUCCAGUCGUUCAGUAAUCAUUUAAAAAUUCCGGAACAAGUCGCAUUAAAUAGAUUAGCGAUGUCAGCACAAAGUAAUAAUUCUACUACCGUCAAUAAAUCACAAAUUUUUAAUAGAAAUAUUGAGCAUCAAUGUGUUAAUGAGCUAAAUGAAUGUAAUAAUACUCAACUCCCCCCACCAUUACCCCCAAAAUCGUGUUAUAUGUUACCAACAACGACAGAUCGAAAUGGUGACGUCUUACCCGACUGUAUUGUUGAUGAUACCAAUCAAAUACAUUCAGCACGAUCGAAUAUGAAAUUUAAAUUUAGUAAAAAUGUGAAAAACAUACCAAAGAAGAUUGAAAAAAACGAUUCAGAUCAAUCAUCUUCAAAAGAAUCGUUAAAAACUUGUACAAGUGAUUUAUAUAUUUCGAAUAGUACAAAACAAACGUCUCAGCAAUAUUCCGAAGACAUUUUUAAUUGCCAAAUUCGAGACUGUAACACGAUCUACCCGAUUAAUGAUAACAAAGAAGAUACAAAUAAUACAAACCAAACAACAACGUCAUUAAAUCCCGAACAGCGACAUAGUUCACCUUUUGUAUUACAAGAAGAGAGUGCAUUCAUAGAUAUGAUUGUAGAAGGAUGUAUUCAUGGUGAGGAGAUUGCAACAAAAUAUCAAAAUGUCCCUUGUUUUAAAAAUAUUAAAAAAUUAUGUGAAAAAACUAAAUCAGAUUUAAUGACACCACAUUGUACCGCACGUAAUAUCCAUUCACAGGGGAUUCCGUGGGCAACCAAGGAUUAUAUAUUUGCAUUUACACGUUUAACAAGUUGUUGGUACUUAUUAAAAGGUUAUUUAGGUCAGAAAUCUGAUGUAUUUGAUAAAAUUGAACAAUUAUAUAGCCCGGAUUUACGACGAUCAUUUGAAUUAUGGGAACAAACUACAAUGAAUUUAGCUUUUCAUGUUAUGAAAUCAUUCAUUGCACUUGGAAAUAAUAGUACGGUAAAAUGGAAUCCAAAUGCACAUAGUACGCCGUUAACAACGAAAGAAACAUUAAUACGAAAAAAACUUGUCGCUGCAUUUCCAUCAUUAAUAUCAAUGGAUUUGGAUGAUAACAAAAAUAAAAGUGAAUUGGAAAAGAAUAACAGUGGCGGCGGUGCCACACAAAAUGAUAAUAAAUCGACGAGUUAUUUUAAUAAUACAAAUCGUAUGAUGAAAGAUUUCCAUAAUCAUCAUAUAAUUAAACCAAUGAGUACACGAUAUGAUUUUGAUAGUGGGGAUGAGGAUUCUUCAAAAAAAUAUAUAAAACCUGGUUGUUAUUCAGUACCACAAAUACAGAAUCCAAAUACGUUAUCCUCUCCAACUGCUAGUCCUAGACCAUCAAUAUUUAAUGAUUUAGGUAAUCCAUCAUCAAGUAACAAGAAACAAAUGUCACCAAUCAUCAUUUUAUCCCAUCGGAAUGAGCAAGCUAAACAAACAAUUGAUUCAGCAGCAGAUUCUGCAAUGAAAAAUAACGGUAUGGUUGUAUAUGAAAAUCAUAUUGAAUAUAUUCCAUUUAAGAAAACUCCACAAGGUAUAAUUACAUCAGCUUUAAUGAAAAAAAGUCGUUGUGAAGAUUUUCCCAAGUCGCCUCUAGACUUAAAUGAAAAUGAAUACUCGGUUGAAUCAAAGAUGUUAUAUGAUGCAUUAAAAAUAACAAAAUUGGACGAUAAUCAACAACAAAAUGAUUCGAAUGAUGUAAGUACAAAUAAUAUAAAUUUGACUGUUGAACGUUCUGUCGAAGUCGAUGACCAUAUUGAAUGUACAGAAUCUCAAGUUAAUGGUGGCAGCACCUGUAAAGAUUGUAAAGAUGAUGUCUAUGAACAGCGCAACAUCAACAGCUGCAAUGUAAGUGGAUUUACAUCUACAUCAUCAAAAUCAACAUCAAUUUCUUCACCGAAUAAAAUUUAUGGUACCAAGAAACAAUAUCGUAAUAAAUCACGGCGAUCCGAUCAGCAUUCAACAUCUGAUUAUCAAACAAAAUCUGCUUCUAUCAAAAAAGCACAUAAAAGCUAUUAUAAUACAAUUUUGUCAUCUCCAAAAUAUUUAGCUGAGAAUUGUAAUAUGAAAGGGCGUCCAAAAUGUCGUCAAAAUGUUAAAUGGAAUAUUUGGUACAGUCGUAAGCAUGAUGGUUUGUCACAUUUGGCUAUCGAGACAUUUGAACGUAUUCUACAUGAGUUGUGGAGCAUGCCUAGCUCACAUUAUUUUGUUUUUGAAGUUGAUGUUAGAGAUGUUCCCGAUUACUAUGAAAUCAUAAAGCAUCCAAUAAAUGCUCGUAUAUUUUCAGAGGUACAUCCUAACAAAAGAUUACAACGCUUAAUAGGUCAUUUCUCAAAUGCAUUUGAACAACUAUUAAACGAUAAUUUUCCAAAAAUGGAUUUCAGUAAAAUAAUGGAUGAAGAUAAUGAAGUCUUACCUGGAACGAAUUUAUUAUCCAAGAACAGCACAUCAUCCGGAUCUUCAACACCAUCGAAAUCUGAUGAUAAUGUUACUUCACCAAGUAGUCAAGAGGACAGAUAA